GGGCUUCUUCAGCUGACACUCAGCCCGGCACUCAACUCCGUGUGUGUGCGUGUGGGUCUGCCUCUGCCUCGUCUCCGUGUGCUGCGCGUGUACACGUUGAUCGUCGCGGACGCCAAGACACAGCGGAGUUGACAUCGCUCGCUCGCUCGCUCCCUCCGCUGCGCAUCGCCUGUAGCUCCGUAUCGCCCGUGGCUCCGUGGCUCUCCCAGUGAAUAGACCGUCGGCAGCUCCUGCCCGGACGUGCUGCGACGUCUCGGCGCAAGGCGACGAUUCCCUCCUCGUUGCUCCAACUUAUUCUCAAGAUCGUCCUCCAGUCACCAUGACCGCUGCGCCCGCCGUGACCGCCGCGCUGCUGCUGCAGCUGCUAUCCCACGCGUCGUCCACCAACGCAGCAGACCAUCAGAUCGACGACGACCACGACGACCAUCACCACCCAGUGCGCUACUCCCGCAUCAGCGCCUUCGCGAGAAGCCACCACCACCAUCACCACCACCACCACGCAGUGGGCGCUGGAGCGAGCUCCCCAAAGCCGCGUGACUCCAAGUUCGAGCCCGGAGCGAGCGCGCAGCCCUUCGCGUUGAAGACCCUCAACGACUCGUUCGUGUUCCCCGACGGCCUGCCCGACAACUCGUGCGUGCUGGUGCACGCGUUCACCAACGGGUCGGGCUUCCUCGAGUGCCUGUGGGCGAGCGCGGAGUCGGCGAGGACCCUGGUAGAGGCGCUGCCCCGCAACGCCGAGCUGAUCGUGCUGUCACUGGACGAGAGCGCAGCGGCUGACGUGGCUUGGCUCCGGGAGCGAGUCGACGCUGCCGUAGCGCACAGCGGGAGGUGGGACCUGCAGAAACGCAUCCACUACGUCCCCGUGCAGGUGUCCAGCCUGGGGAACUGGAUUCCCUCUCUGCUCUACGAGUGGCAGUGCGACGACCACAACUGCGGCCUCGCGCAGGUCGCCUUCCACUGCACAGGGUGGAAGCUGCCGCUGGUGGUGAAGCGUUUGGACGCGCGCUACGACUGGCUCACCGGCUCGUGGACGGACCAGCCCCUGAGCCUUGUGGACGGCGGGGACGGGUGCGGCCGCCGUCGUCGGAGCGGGCGGGGGGACGACGACGGGCUGGCGGGCGCCGUGGCGUGGGUGUCCGCGGCCGGCAAGUGCUCCUACUUCACGAAGGUGCAUAACAUGAUGGCGUCAGGGGCAGCCGGCGUGCUGGUCUACGCCAAGCCCGGGGCCAGCCUGCAGGACAUGAACUGCGUCGGGCGGGAGUGCGACACGAACAUCAACAUUCCUGCCACCAUGGUGCACGACAACCCCGACGUCACGGCCCAGAUGAGAGCCGGGGUCAUGGUGAACGUCACCUUCCAGCACACUCCGUCGCCCGCCUUCUUUUUUGCCAUCGACCCGCAAGGCCGGCUGGCUGAGACCGGCUGGUUCCUGUACCCGAGUUUCAACUUCCUGGCGUGGCAAGCCCAGUGGUUCAACUACCUGGGUGGGCUUUACAUGCGACUGGCCGACAGAGCGAGCGUGGUCAGCGUGUUGGACAACGCGGUCAUGCAGGGCGAGGACGGGGCGUCCGCCACGGUGCUGCUGCCUCCCGACCUGCUCACGUACAACGCGCUGGAGCUGGAGCUGGCGCUGUCGUGCCCGGGCGACCGGGACGAGGCCUGCGCCCCGUGGGACCACACGGUGCACCUCAGCGUCUGCUGCUCUCCCGACGGGGAGCUGUGCUCCACGGAGCUGGGGAGGUGGAUCACUCCGUUCCGGAGGCGCGUGGGCCACUGGCUGACGGACGUGUCGCCCCUCCUGCCCUUGCUCGACGCUCGCACCUGCAACCUGACGCUGAGGACGGUGCCCUGGGCCAAGCCCUGGAGGCCGACGCUCAACCUGCGCUUCUCUCGCCGGACGCAGCUCCCCGAUGGAGCAUUGUUCCCCAUCAAGGUGAAACCUCUCUUCACUGGAGGCACCUUCAACAGCAGCUACAACAAGAAAUAUUUGCCGGUGCUGUUCAGCAUCCCUCCAGCCACCGUCAAGGUGGAGCUCUACGCCGUUAUAACGGGGCACGGCAGCGACGAGCACGGCUGCGGAGAGUUCUGCGUGACGUCCCACCACUUUGUCGUCAACAGGAAGUUCACCAACUCCAUAACGUUCAACAACGCAGGAACGCCGCUGGGCUGCGCGGAGCGCGUGACAGCCGGCGUGGUUCCCAACGAGCACGGCACCUGGCUGUACGGAAGGAACGGUUGGUGCGACGGGCAGGAGGUCGAGCCCUGGAGGGUGGACAUCACCUCGCAGGUGGAACGCGCGGCGAGCAACACCGUCACUUACUACGGCUGGUUCAACGGUAGCGACCCCAACCCGAAGCAAAAUCCCGGCGAAAUCACCAUGUCCUCGUUCCUGGUGUUCUACAGCGAGCGGCAGCGGUGAGCUCCGGCAACGUUCACGGCACCGACGCCGCCGCUGCCGCCGCUGCCGCCGCCGCCGCCGGCCGCGAACUCUCAACGCGGAGCGACUGCGGCCGCGAAGGCGUGUGAGCUGCAUCUGUCGGGAGCGGCUGUGCCACACACACGUGCACUCGCUCGCGCCUCCAGUGUCAUCGAGCGUCUCUUACUUGCGUUUUUUUCAUGAACGCGUUGAGAGCGUUUGUUCGAACGUUAGUUCUGUCCCCUCUGGCUCUCCGUGAUAAAGGGGGGCCGUGAUAUCGCUCGUAGAGACGAUCCGAGAUGGAUGAAACUGUGGUGUAAAGAUGUGUUGCUGUGAGGGAUUCGCCCCGUUGAUAACCGCACCGAAUUGAUCAAAGCAUUGCCCAAAACUUGCAGACACGAAUGAGAGUACAAAGCACUGUUGGUAAAUCUGCAAACCUCUUUUGAGCCCCGACAGCCGUCUCGACAGCGCCCAAUGCUGCCGAGUGAAAUACCCUCGAAUUCAAGCGCACGCUGGAAAGUAGUGUUACUUAAACCACGCUUUGUACGUGAUUUGACCCUCAAGUGUUCCGGAUAUGUUUGGUAUUCAGUGCCGACCGGCACUGCUCGUGCCUGCGGUGAGGUGCGGCAGUUGGUUUGAAUAUCUAACCGUUGUGAAAUGUUGGGGUUUUAUUUUGAAGAUGAUCAUCGUCUUUACCUGCGGUAUCAUCGCCGCAAGUGAAUCAAAGGGAAUCUUUCUCCUCAACAGGUUCGUUAUUACUUCAAAGUUUAUUGACUAAUCCCGCGCGUGAUACAUUUUCCGAUCGCUCUUUCUGUCGUACGUAUGAACACUUUUCAUCACUUGAUAUUGGUGCAGAGUAAUAAAAUGAAGUCGUUAAGUUGCUGCACUCUCUUGCAUUAGUUCGCAACACUUUGUGCUUAAAAGAGGAGCAGGGGUGAAACUGAACGGUAGAUCGCAUCUCUCCUCAAGUCUCCAAAACAUUGGCUGUUUUAUACUCUUUGGUUUUUUCGGUAAAGUCACUUAGGUGAAAACAAAAUAAAAUAAAAAUAAAACAACUACAUUUUUUAUUUAAUUUUUUUCUUUCUUUUUUUUCACCCACGUGACUUUACCGAAAAAACCAAAGAGUAUGGAUCCUUGCAGUCACGAAAACUUCUAACCUAGAAUCGGCUGUUUUGUUUGUAAUGAAACGUAUGCUGUGGACACCGCGAUGUUACCUGAGUGCGUGUGUGUGAUCAAUGGUGAGUGCCUCUUAGCGAUGAUAUUGAUUGCAAUAUUUGUGAUGCGGUAACAAUGAAAUCUGUCGACUGUUUAUUUUUUUAAGUUCAAAAAAACUGCACUCGCAUCGCGAUGAAAUUGCCCGAAAAUAUCGACUUUCCUCUUUGCGCAAUUGCCGUUAAUGAAGACAUCGGGGGGGUGUUGUGUGUUGUGAAAAAUAUUGACCCAAGUUGCAGAAUUUUCUUCCAACACGUGAAACCGAGGCCAGUUUUAUUAAAAUUUUCGUCUCACAACAACAAUAUCUGUGUAUGUAUUCGAUGUAAGUUUUGGAUUAAACCGAAAGAAAUUGCAAACUAAAAAAAAAAACUUUUGACAUGGCUUCUCUUUGCGGUCUUCAAAUGAAAUGCUAAAACUCGUAUCGUUUACGAAUUUAAGAGCGCGCGAUGACAAAUAAUGACGGCGAUAAUGAAGGGGGCUAGUCAAGCGACGCGGCUGCUGUUGGGUCAACGCUGACAACGUCUGCAGGAGAGCUGAUGGCUCAUUCACACACGCGGCGUCGAUUCCCUACUCGUCGGCUUCAUUAAAUGCAUCCAGCCCUCGAGUAUCACACGGCCUUUUUAAAUGUUUUAGUGCUUUCCAAUAAGCGGGACAAUUGUUUUGGCAGCGUUUUGAUUAAAUGCAAUCUAUUACCUCCGCUGUGCAAUUGGAAAUGCGCGACGCAAUUGACAUUUCCGAGGACAAAGGAACCUUUGCUAAAUAAUGGGGAUGCAAUUACUUUUUUUUAUAUAUAUCCCGUACGGUCAUGGGACAGGUCUGAAAAGUGCUUCUAAUUUCUGUGGAAGCAAUACAGCGGUAG
Molecule: messenger RNA, 4487 nt
Organism: Lethenteron reissneri (Far Eastern brook lamprey)
Lineage: Eukaryota; Metazoa; Chordata; Hyperoartia; Petromyzontiformes; Petromyzontidae
Molecular function (GO): oxidoreductase activity, acting on paired donors, with incorporation or reduction of molecular oxygen, reduced ascorbate as one donor, and incorporation of one atom of oxygen
Source: RefSeq, a predicted model, not a curated record